AUGGACCCGCGGGUGAGUACGGUGGUCACUCGAGAACCGUUCUCCAACGACGACGGUGAUAUAUUCUUCGAGGACGACAUCAGUGAGUAUGUCCUUAUUGGUGACAAUGUCAGCGAGAGUGUCUUCAUUGGCGACAACAUCAGCGAAGGUGUUUUCACUAGCGACAAUGUCAGCGAGGGUGUCUUAUUUAACGACAACGUCAGCAACGGUGUCUUCUUUAACGACAACGUCAGCAACGGUGUCCUUAUUGGCGACAACGUCAGCGGCCGUGUCCUCUUCAACGGCGUCGCGUGGCCGGCCGACAACGCGACGUCACGAUCGAGUCACGUGAUGGCGAGCUUCGCGAUCGGACUCACUCUAUCGCUGAUCAUCUUCUUCGCCAUCGCCGGUAACCUUCUCGUCUGCGUGGCCGUCUACAGCGACCGUCACCUGCGCAAACGCGGCAACCUUUUCAUCGUGUCUCUCGCUCUCGCCGACCUUCUCGUGGCGACGUUGGUGAUGCCGUUCGCGCUCACUAACGACCUGCUCGGCUACUGGAUAUUCAAAAUCGGCUUCUGCAACGUAUGGGUGUCGUUCGACGUCAUGUGUUCGACGGCGUCCAUCUUGAAUCUUUGCGCCAUCAGCAUCGAUCGGUACAUCCACAUCCGCAACCCGCUGCGAUAUUACGUCAAGAUGAAGUUGAGGACGGUCCUGUUGACGAUCGGAGGCAUCUGGCUGGGUUCUAUACUGAUCUCCUUCAUACCGAUUAGUCUCAACUGGCACAUGUCGUUCGUCGUGCCAGCCGACGAAAACGCGACGACGACGGUCGCUGCUGCCGACGACGCGCCGCCGACGUGUGCCUUGGAAAUGAAUCCGACUUAUGCGAUCGUGUCGUCGUUGAUCAGUUUCUACCUUCCGUGUAUCGUCAUGGUGUGGCUGUACGCGCGUCUGUACAAAUACGCGCGCAAGCACGUGAAGACGAUCAAGGCGCUGUCGGUCGCGCCGCCGACGUCGCUUUCCGCUGCCGACGACUGCACGAGAAAACUGACGAAUUCUUCUCUGAACAGCAGCAGUCAGGGCACGCGCGAGCACAAGGCAGCGAUCACAGUCGGCGUCAUCAUGGGCGUGUUCCUGCUCUGCUGGAUGCCUUUCUUCUGCAUCAACAUCGUCGUUGCCUGUUGCGAGGAGUGCGUGCCGAAGACGCUCUGGCUCUUUCUCACCUGGCUCGGCUACUUCAACAGCAGCAUGAACCCGAUCAUCUAUUCGAUCUUCAACACCGAGUUUCGCGAGGCGUUCAAGCGGCUUCUCUGCAUUGAUAAAUGCGCGGGGCUGGUGAAUAGGUCGUCGACACACGUCGGCAGCAUGAUCACCGACGCGACGAUACACUACAGUCCAUCGGAGGCGAGUCGGUUUCUCUAUCAGGACGAGAAUGGACGGAAGCAAUCAUCUUCGACGAUUCUGAACACGAUCGAAAUUACAACGACGAUGUAA
Messenger RNA from Priapulus caudatus, 1470 nucleotides. Its product is annotated as dopamine receptor 1-like. The transcript has a single exon. Bases 1 to 1470 code for a protein of 489 amino acids. The record is from RefSeq and is a predicted model, not a curated record. Gene Ontology annotation, cellular component: membrane. Gene Ontology annotation, biological process: adenylate cyclase-activating adrenergic receptor signaling pathway. Gene Ontology annotation, molecular function: G protein-coupled receptor activity. Lineage: Eukaryota; Metazoa; Priapulida; Priapulimorpha; Priapulimorphida; Priapulidae.